Molecule: messenger RNA, 1575 nt
Organism: Adineta ricciae
Lineage: Eukaryota; Metazoa; Rotifera; Eurotatoria; Adinetida; Adinetidae
Source: the annotation of a GenBank genome assembly
AUGCGUCUUGUAAUACUUUUAUUACCAAUUUGCCAACUAUUUGUAUCAGCAAUACCUGUCGUCAAAUACCAGAAUGCUAAAUUGAUUGUUGGUGCAAAUUAUCAACUUAUUAACCAACUAUUUGUCGAAUCACAAACUCAAUGUAUUUGUCAAUGUUUUGCUAAUGAAACUUGUCUCACAGCUACUUACAUUGGAACUAAUCAAAACUGUUCACUAUUUUCAACCAAACUGAACGAAACAGAUUUGCAACUGGCAACAUUUGAAAUCAAUGCUAGUAUUUUAAGUUUUAUCAACAGAACUAUAUCAAGUACUAUUCGUCAAGCACCAAAUAUUCAAUGGUUGUUCGAUGGUAAUCUCAACGAUAGUUUUGGUAAUUAUCCUGGAAUAUCGGCGAAUGGCAAUAUUCAAUGGAUAUCGCCCGAUUACAGCGGAAAUCGAAAAGCUGCCUACUUUGCUAACAAAAGUUAUGUUAUUGUUCCAUAUACACUGGAACUCAUUGAUACAAGUUUUACUGUUUCAACAUGGAUUCGAUUAUUAUCAAAUAGGCCAUUAAAUACAUCCGAAUUUGGAAUUUUUACUCAUUGUGAGAAUAUAAAUGAUAAUAAUUGUUUGUAUAUGAGUAUACGAUAUGGUAAACUUUUCUUUUCUUUGAAUAACAAUAAUGUUAUAGGAAAUUCGUUUUUAACAAGUAAUAUUUGGUACCAUGUUGCAUAUGUUUAUGAUCGAAUUACUUUAACACAAAGUGUUUAUAUUAAUGGACAACUUGAUGGAGUACUAUCAUCAACAGGUAUUUAUCAAGGUAAUGCAAGUCAAAUAUGGAUUGGUGCAUCACCUUUUACGUAUAUGUAUCCGAAUCCAUUCGCCUAUAUGGAUGAAUUAAACUUUGUGCCACGUGCAGAAAGUGCAGAUGCACUUCUUGAAGAAGCAACACUUGUUGUCUACUAUAAAUUUGAUAAUUCAUUCUUUGACUCAGGCCCAAAUAAGAUUUAUAAUAGUAGUGGUACAAAUGUUCGAUUCGAUGUCAAUGGUCGAGUUAAUCAAGCUCUUCUUAUUAAUUCAAAUAAUUCAUUUUUCCAAUCAACAAGCUUUUAUCGCCUUGGACAAUCGAAUUAUCCAUAUUCAUUUUCUCUUUGGAUUUAUCCUUUGUCAAUGAAUGGAACUAUUGUUCAGCUUUUAUCUAUUAACAAUGAUUGGUGGUCACCUAUGCUUGGCUUUGAUAGUAGUAAUCAUCUUGUGACGCAAACAUGGAGUGGUUCAGUAUUUUACAAUGUUGCUUCGAAUUCGUUUGCUAUGCCUUUAAAUGUAUGGACUCAUGUAGUAGCAACUUUUUCAACUACGAAUGGACUUCGUCUCUUUAUCAAUGGAACGAUGGUUAACUCGACUAGUUCCAGUCAUAGUCAUGGAGCAAGUGGAACAUGGAAUAUAAUGUCUAUUGGAGCAUGCACUCCAAUGAUAUGGUGCAGCAAUGCUGAAACACGAAUAGUUGCGAAUCAAUUCCGUGGAAAAAUUGAUGAAAUGAGAGUUUAUUCACGAGAGUUAACAAAUAUGGAAAUUCAAGCAUUCGCAACUAUUUGA